UUGACGUGUAGAAUGCAACGAGGGCCUAACCCAAUUUAUCAGUGCGAGCAGCACAACGGCCUUACUUGCGGGCCUUGUGCCCUACUUACGGGUGCUCUGCUUCUAUCGCGUAUUUUGCUUUUCUUUAUGGCUUGCCUGAGGUGAAAAACACGUGUCUUCUGCUUUGCUUCGUCGUGUACAGGACUUCAAAUCUGGAGUCGUAUUUCUGCUGCUGGAUGUUACGAAACCCCUAGGGUUGGUUGGCUUGUCAUCUUUCUUGUUUUCCCUCCAAAAACCACUAGCAGAGGCCCGUGCGACAAGGAAGUGCAUAACAGCAGUGAUAGCCGUAAUGGCAACCACAAACAUCAGUAAUUUCGGCUCGCUGCUGGCCCUUUACCCUUUUUCGUUCAUUCACGUCGUCAGUCCUAUAACUGUCGGAUUCUCGACGCUGCCAAUCCCAUAGGUUAGAGCCUAGAACCUUAAGUGUAUGUUAUUUAGUACUAAAUCAUUGUCUGGCAGUAAAACGUCCUCCUAUCAGGAUACAUGUUUGCGUGUGCAAAUAUAUGUAUAUAAUGAAGCGGAUGAGUAAGUCAUCUCCAUUUUUUGCGUAUUAUACUAGUUUCAAGCAAUAAUUAAAUAUUUAAAACUGGGUAUAAUCAUAGGAAGCUAGAAAUGACUCUUUUAACCGUAACAUAAUACUCGCAUUUGUCGGCUUACCAAUGAUCCGUACCGUAGAUACAAUAACAUAUCAUUUAUUAUUGAAUAAAUAUAUGCAAUAAAAAAGAAGGAAUAUAAAAUCGUGAGAAAUAUUUAUUCUUUAUUAUAAAAAGCUGAAAACUAAUUCCAAUAGCAAUGUCAAAAAGAGUUUAUUACGUGAGUUAUUCUUAUUAUAUACACGAUCACCUUCAAUGGAUGGAGCAACUUCGAUAACAAGCCAGGCCUAUUUUGUAUGUAUUAUUAUUUCUCAGCCUGGCUCUUUGGUUAGUCAUCAACUGGGCGUUGAGCCAUUAAGACAAGAGUUAAACAACUGACGAGCAACUUAAAAUUAGUUUUAUUAUUAGAUUGGACCUGCUGAUUCGUUCAAUCUUCCCUGCUCUAAAGGCUCAGUACCGCUUCGCUCGUCUAUUGAAACCUUCUCGAAGUUUCGCAGACUCUUUGUUUAACGACACCGUCGGCCGCGUUCCAUUGGUUUACCCAUUAUCAUCGGUGCCAGCCUGCACAGAGACGUAAAACUGGUAAAUACGUCAUUUAGGAGGUGAACGAGCGUUCGUUGUAUCUGCUUACAUUAGCCGUGUCGACCAGUAAAACGGUGACGUUUCUGCCACCAACGGCUCAUGUGCUCACUGCAGUAGUAACAGCAGCGAUGGUGGUAGGGUCAAAGGCAAACAGCAGAUCAGGUCAACUGGAAGGCCUGCUCGACUAGGUUUGGCGUACAUGGUAGCAGCAGCAGUAACCUAAGCAAAUCGGUAAGCACGACGAAAAGCGGCUCCCCGUUGGGUUUAGCGGUCCCUUCUCAUAACAACAGCAGCAGCAAAUGGCCAACAUGUGGUAGACGCGAUGUUGGUGAGCGACGACGGCUGCUGGUAGCAAAACCAGCGACGUGCCAAGGGUACCAGCCAGUUAGCCAGAGCGAAUUGCCCCGCCUAUUCCCUUGGCUUUUAAAGGUCCCCUUGCACCAAGAGCCUUCACUGACUCGAUGACGACCAGGCAACGAGAACCCUCUGCGACAUUCGACGGCGUUUCUAACAGGCUCGUUCCCUUUUACCCGUCGCUUUUCGAACCACAAUUUUUAACCCAAAAUUUAUUGAACUCGCGGAUCUGCUCUGUAUAGGUUUCCGCAGUAUCGAAGUCUAUGUCUAUAUGACGUAUACUGCAUUAAAUGUCUUCGUGAGUCCUUGUCAUUGAAGUGUACCUCGGUCAAGGACCGACAUAGUGUAGAAACAGCCAAGGAACGAGUAAUUUUCAUGGCGGCACUGGCCUCGAGCUGAAAGUCCCUUUUGACAGAGUAAGGGACAAUUUAAGGUGGAUUAGAGUGCAACGUGUUGUCUCUCGAUGCUGGCAUGUUGUUUGCCAGUUUAAGCUCUGACCGCCUUAGAAGAGCCUGCACAUGACCAUUUUCAUCUCUGCAUCGCAAGCAGCUCUCGAGGAUUUGCGCAUCAAGUAAAAUCACGGAGCUUAACUUUCGAAAAGAGUGUAGUAAGCAAUUCAACUGGGUCUUUUGGGUUCGAACAGCUACGAUUGGUCAGCGAGGAGGCGCAGAGAGAAAAAACAACCGGCGUCAUGGCUCGUUUAACAGUCGCCCACCCUUUCGCACUUGGCGGUCUGCUACUAAGAAAGGUUUUGCGAUUUACAAAAAUUAUCUUCAUGAGUCGAUUCACUGAACCAAACCUCUGCAGCCUUCCUAAACCCUCCAAGCGCUGUCUCUAACAGGCAACUUAUUCAAUACCUCUCCGUGUACGUGGCCAUCCUAAUCGCUAAUGGCUUCUUCGUGCACCAGCUUCUAUAUCUACGUAACAAAAGAACUACCUAUUGCUUGUCGCUGCCGCUGUUAUGACUGGGCAUAUAGUUGAGCAACGAAUGGUAAGAACGCAGGAAGCUGCUGGCAAAAAUGAACCAACAACUUGAAACUGAAACUCCUAAUAGUAUGAAGCAGUCGGAUCCGAACCAUCAGCGUUAUGGUAAAGAAAGUAACCCCUGUCAGGACAUAACUCAACGUUUAACAGCCCUGAUCCGCCGUCUAAAGAAAGCGAGUACGGCAGGGCGAAGCCGCCAAGUUCUGCUACGGUAGCAGAAUGCAGUUAAGGAAGGCAGGAUGUCUAGCUAUGUACGUGUGUUACGCAGCCACGUACAAGGUGUCGUCGAUGACUUUGAGCGCCAUCCAUUAAUACGUAAACAAUGAAAUUCUGCCCGACCCGCGCUCACAAAGAUCACGACUAUGCCCAAAUCAAGCGCCAGGUUAAAAUAGAUGCUAAAUAAUAUAGACGAUGGGAUAAAGGUUUCCAACGCAGUGAGCACAUCCGAGCUACCAUGAAGUAAAUACCCGCAGAAUAAGCGCUCGUUCUCGCAAACAAAUCCAAAUGUACAUAUCUAUAGUGUAGGAAUUGCAAGGACGUACACUAUUAGAUUGUGGUCUUUUAGAAAUCUGAAUAAUAUCAUUAUAUGCGGAUCUGGAAUACGGCGAGAAUAGCGUGAGAAGACGUAAGCAAGACUAAGCGGCAUAACCAGCACCUGAAUUUGAGAGACUUGCGAUAGUGGACAGGGAGCUUCGAUACGUCAUUGCAAUACAGAGCCAUUCAACAGACUCGGAGCGUUUAACAACUUCGUCUUGCUACGAAACAAUCAUGAGCAAAGCAGUUAUAAUAGUUAUAAUAAACUUACAUAUUGUCAACUGGCUGGUGCCAUAAACUUCACAAGUUUUAAGGAUACGAACCUGAAAACAUUAACAACAUUCAUAACAGACAAAAUAACCCGAGUGUUUACCGAUUGGUUUUUGUAACUUACAGUUUAGAAAGUUGUUAGUUAAUGUUCAGAAUCGAAGACCAGGUACUUGUGAGUGAUUGGACGCAUAUGAGUGAACCAUAUAAUGCUUAAAUUUUCGUGUUUAAAAUAUUAACAUGUGGAACAACUAUGGAUUCUGCUUGGAAGAAGGACAAGGUUUCGCAAAAACCUUAAAGCUCUAUUUGUUCAUGUAUUAUGUGUCGAUGGUGAAGCUUAGACUCUGGCUUUUCCACCAAAUGCACACCCGUUUGUUGAAUAUAAAUGGAUAAACAAAAUCUCCGCGAACGAGGCUAGAAAGCAACAUAAGAUGAAGUAAACUAUAUUCGAUAGUCAUUACAAAUAAUAAGGGAUACUUGAUAUCUCUCACAGAUGCAUGGGCGUAAAAAAUUUAAAUCCAACUACGAUCACACAAUUUUUUUAAAAGAUGAGCAACUCACCAUCAUUGCUGGCACUAAAAAUCAUUGUGUGAUCUAUUGCCAGGUUCCGUUCUCUCUCAAAUAAAUUUUUGGAAAAAAUUUGGAAAGAACGUGAAAAAUUGGGGAACAGCCAGGCAUUCAUGGUCACCAGAACUGAACGGUCAGAUUCUUCAAUAAGCUCGCUAUAAUAGCCCGAACAAGGUGGUAGCACCAAUAAACGCAAUGAAAUUUUGUAUUGAAGAUAGGGCAACCCAAACUACGAGCCAAAAGAAAUAACUGAUUAAACCCCUAUCUCGAACAAAAAGAAGUGCUACAAAAGAUUUAAACGAGUUCAGGCAGCAUUUACAAACCCAGCAGGCACAGUAUUUUCAAUAUAGUUUAUUCACCAGCCCAUAUUCAUUAGACUUUUAUAAUAUAUAGUAGAUUUGAUGAGAUAGAUUACUUGCGAUACUUACAAUAGAAACCGAAACAAAAAAAAGCAGUAAUAUACACGUGUUCCAUUUAUAUUUUUUUAAUCAUUUAUUUAAUCAGUUACAUAAUCCCAAUACUAAUCUACUUCAACUAUCGAGUACUCGAUUCCUCAUUGUGCUAAUGUUUUCUAUUAUCUACUGUAUUAGUCAGAGCAGCUCAAAUAGCCUUUAAAUGUUACGCUCGGUACUCUAUAAAGCAUCUGGAUAAAGCAAGCCUGCCUUCGUCAGCUCUGAUUCAGUGAGGUGACGUAUUCAUUUCUAUGAGAUGUAUCUUUUUAUUUUCACUUUUACAAAACGCUGUCCACAAAAAGCUCGUCAUAGGUAACGAGGUCAAGAUGGAUUCUGACUGCGUCUGUUUUGAUUUCUAAUGUCACUGUGGAUAAAGUUAAAAGACAGAUGUGUCCAUUUUCUUACAGGCUAGCAGCGACUGGACAGACAUUUAAUGACAAUGUUUAUAAAGCGUGUUUCAGUUAUUAUGCAGCAUAUUUAAUCGGAAACAAAACGCUCUUUAUCAAUUGGCAUCAGCUUUUCCCGUGGUUUUGGAUGUCAGAGGAUUUAUUGGACUCUUUCACGUUCCGAAUGUUUCAUCUGGCUGACGUGUCUUAUUCGCGGUUUCAGAAACGUUAUUUUUUGGGAAAUGAAAACCCCAGUAUGACCUUGGCUUAUGAUCAUCCGUGAUGGUAUGGAUAUGCUUUCUUCAAUUUUAUAUAUAUGUUUAUUAAUAUAUUAUUAGCAUUAUGUGUGUAUGAAAGAGACGCCAGCAGCAAGGACGGUGUAAUGCGUUUCUUUGAGAGAAUUUUCGAACUCUAUUUCGAAGAGAACUACAGUUUUAAUUGGGUCGAAGAGAACACCGAAAAUUUUUCUCGAUUCCGCGAGGCCUUUCAGCGUUCUGCAAUGAAAUCUCCAAAUACGUCUCCUCUCUGCCAGUUUCAAUUAACUAAAAAGUAUAUUUAGGGCCCCCUUAGCCUACUUCGAGACUCGUCGACGCUGUGAUUUGUUCGCGAUGCAGCGAGAACUUACAAGGAAUAGGAUCUACACCGUUUCACGGCUUUAGCAUAACUGGGAAUUUACACACGUCCUAUACCACCUAGGUUUGUAUUUAAUAGGCGAUUAUGAAUAUUUUUACUUAAUAAGCCCCCGCUUUGUUCUACGACGUAACGUGUGUUGCAUUAGCAUUUUGAUAAGCUGUUGCGACAAUCUAUACUUGAACAAGACAAGCGUGAAAAACGUCUUUGUUAUAUAAUUACAAUUAAUUGUAAACGCUUGAAACAUCAACUCUUUUUCAUGAAAUACUUUAUUUUUGAUGUUUUCUUAGACGUAUCUUGGCGAUAGUCAUUGAAUUCGACAGAGAUUAUUGAUGUUCUGUGAUAAAUUGCAGCAGUUAGUAAGAGCAUUGCUGGUUUUUUUUUCUAUAAUCCUUAUCAUCAACUAACAUCAUUUUUUGCAUAGUGCCUGUUAGAUAACGAUAUCGUACACCAUAUUCCUUCAUAAACCGGCCUGUCGAGAGUCCACGAAGAAAAAAAGCUUCAUAGGUAAAUGAUGUAACAACCUAUAGCUCGUAUUGCGACUUAAACAGAGAACGGUUAGAUUAUUCGACCAUACUAAUCUUGGUAGUUGCCCCCACGCAAUCGAGAGGGCACUUCGUAUACAGUGUAUAAUAUAGACAGGCAAGCGACAGAUGGCAAACCUACCUCAGAAUGCUGACUCCAGCAUGCAAGCUACAAGGAGGAAACACCCCUAAAUAAUACGAAGUUGAUUUCUUUUUUGCUUCAAAGUUGUGAACGUUUCAGGGUGUACGAGUUCAGUCGGGGCCACUUACCAUUUUGGCCCGCUUUUAUCUACUAGAAAACUGAAUGGUCUGUCAUAAGAGAUCGUCGCUCGACUUUACCGUUUCGAUAAUAUAAAGUACUAAAGAAUCGGCCAGCGAGAUUGUCUGAUUUGUCUCAUUUCAGUAUCCAUAGUUGACUUGUGCGCACGUGAGAGCGUAGCGGUCCAUUAGCCAUGACAAGCGUUAUUUAAAUCUAUUCAUUCUAUUUAUUGAGGAAUUUUACGUACUGAUUAUUACAGGAAGUCUUCAGCGAGUUCUCGUUCCUGGGACCAAGGGGUGGCUCGCUCGCAAUAAGUCAACACGACAUCAAAUAAAAUAGACCCAUCUGACAGGCAGGUCAAAGAUGAACGGAUUUUUCCCUUGCGCAAAUAUCACAGGAUAAUUUCACGGUGGCCUAGCGAAGUGAAGAAACAUAUCUGUAGAUAAUUUAAUUAUCUUGCUCUUGACGCUAACAAAAGGAAUCCCAGCGACAGGAAGAUAGUUUUUCUAUAAUACGUUUUAUACUUGCACCUUAUCUGAAGUUCCGUUUGUUACAUAUAAAUGAAUGAAUGAAUGAAAUGCGCUCGGCUUUACAUGUUAUACCAGUCAUAAUAAUUUAAUGAAUCAAGUACUUACAAAGACAAUACUUUUAAUCAAGCACUUGACACAAAAUCAAAAAAAAAACGUCUAGACGAUAAUCAGACGUCGUAGUUGAAGAUGCAUCCCACGUGUGUAUAUAGCAUAUAUUUGAUCUGUGAUACGCAUGGAUUAUACGAUAUAAUUAUACAUAGACUCGCGAAAUCUUGAUUCUUACAACCCGGUAUCAAGUAUUGCAUGUACCGGCCUCCUACAUGAUAUUGACUACUUGAAUUACUGUCCACUUAUAGACACAUAGAUGGACAAUACAGAGCUUCACACAGAUCGAGACUGCUUAGGAAUUGCUAUGAUUCUAACUAUUAUUGACAUCGUCGACAGGGGGCUCUACUUGGUGCUUUCUCGUUUUCUUUAUUCCAUCAAUGUACUGCCCGACUUAUGUUCAUUCGGUAUUUGUCCUACGCUUAGUAAAAAUUCCCCCGUCAAUUAAAGUUGUAAAUUAGCUAUGGCUGGUUUGUUUUCGUUGAGAAUCGGAGAACGUUUAGGGGGCCUUUGUUUGUGUUGUUACGACGGGCUUCUACCAUUUGCUCUAUGAUCUUCUUUUGCCUAUGAGAGGCCGUUUAAUGGCCUCUUUGUCGAACGGCCCUCCCUUCAACGAGAAAGGAGCACAGAUAUUUAAGUGACCUACACUGCAGAGUUCAAAUAUCGUCUGCAACAACCGGCAGUGGCUAUCGUCGUUAUCGCUUUUUGAUAAAGUUUCGUUCGCUUUUUCUCAUCAGUGGUAUAACCGAACCACUGUAAGCAAAGUAAUAGUAGUAAGGUGACUACCGAUGUGUGUGGUUGUACCGAUGUCAUCAGCUAUCUCUGAGCAUGCGCUAUAUCAAUGGACGACGUAAUUGGUUCGCCUCGCUCUGCUUUAUUAGCCACCGAGGGCGGCGGUAGCAAAAUGCAACUCCUUUUACUAUUCCUUCUAUUAUGGUUCCUAAAGGAUUUUCGAGUGUGAUACAUACGGUGUAUCUCAAAGGCGCAAAAUCGCGUCUCAACACUCGUCGUCGCACAACCAAUCAGAUAUCUUUCACUUUCACUGUCUUUCUCCUUUCCUCUAGAAGAGCACAGGACUCGAAGGUCAAGCUGAACCUAAUAAAUUUCACAGCCUGCACGUAACCAGUUGCGGCUGUUUGUGUCUGUCUAGAAGCCAAACAGACGUCAUCCCCUAUGUACAUAGAUGCACACCGAAGUCGCCAUUUCCGGCAGAGUCACCGAAACGUGCGUUUAUAACGGAAAACGGGUGCGCAGAAUCCGUGUAUAGUUAUUUACUGUGAACGGAACGCUUCACGUAAGAGCCAAACAUCAGUGGAUUAAAUCGGCGUCUUUUAAACCAGCAGUCGAUGCCCACAUUACCAUCGCCUCGUUCGGGAUAAGUUAACCCUAGUUUUCUCGUGGACUUCGUCACUCGACAGGACGAUUUAUUUAAUGCGACCCGCAAGAAAAAUUAGUGUCCAAGUUAUCGUCUACUUUGUGAAGUGCAUUCGAAUUUUUUUUUUUAUUAGAAAGACGAUUGAAUAGUCCUAAAUCAAGAACAACAUGUUAAUCAUUGAACUUAAGCGAAAAGUAGUAAAAAAAGAAGUGAUGAAAGGUCCCCACCUCUCGGUUGGAAGCAGGAAUGGGUCGUCAUUACGGAAGGUGGCUCUUGGUCGCACAAGCCAAGACGAUCCUUAAUCAAACUGAAGCCAAUACCUUCUCGUCACUCCAUCAGCAGGCAGACAAUAAUGAACGAGCGCACCCGGGCACUAGAGCGAGAACUAACAAAAAGAUUUCGACAAAGGGUUCUCGCUGGAAAAGGUUCUGCAGGUUAAAUCGGCGACGCGCACGAUGACGGUUCCCGGGACAAAAGCGGUAUUGCCGGCCGCCACGAUCAACUCGUCGCUUACGAAUAUUGGCGUGUUGUGGGCUAUCCUGUCACUCAGUUCAGCCGUCCUUAGUGGCGUGGGUUUCUACUUGCCGUUCUGGAUUCAAGGGGAAAUUUUCAAUCGAACGACAGUUUAUUUUGGAUCGUUUCGGCGGUGCAACUAUCCCCGACUGCUCGAGAACGGAAGAUUGGAAAUCGUCUUAGAGUGCGGCAGAUACGCAUCGUUCAGCUCAAUUCCAUCGGCAGCUUGGCGUGCAGCUUCCGUCCUGAUCGGGAUCGCAGCGUCACUAGCGCUACUUGUGGCGUUCAUCGCUUUGAUCGGAUGUUUCACGGCAGACGCUGUCAACUCAUUUCUGGCGAAAACUCUUGGUUUCAUCCAACUCGUUGCUGGCCUUUUCGUGGCAGCUGGACUAGGGCUUUACCCACUUGGAUACGGGAAUCCACAGGUGAAAGAGGCAUGCGGUGACAUAUCUGAACCAUUUCAUCUCGGGCCAAAGUGCAAGUACUCAUGGUCAUUAUACAUGUUAUCGGUGGCCACGCUUUCACUUUGGCUGUGUAGUGCAUUAUCGUUGAAAGCAUCACGAAUGACUCCGCAUUUCUACCGUAUCUGACACAAGGCCCAGCUGGUCGAAGCUCUAAACCAUCAAGCAGCUAUUUCUCAAAUCAUACAGGGUACGGAAAUAGCCGUACCAUCAAACGCACAGGUCGUAACGCAGGAGUCGCUGGAGCAGGCUUUCGUUCAGUCUCAAGCAAUUCUAACUGGCACCCCGAACGAAGCUGCUGGCUCCGUCGCUCCUGUAGCAACUCAGCAUAAUGCAUGGAAUAGCACUCAUACGAUCGGGGCUUCAUCGAAAUUGUUACUCUCUCGAACUACAACGGUAGCACAUGGCGAUGUCGAGCUUGCGUCAAUGAUGGCCUCUUCUCACCGUGCGACAUCGGUUGGAAACAACUUAUGACGAAAGCCCAAGCAUAUGUUCACGGUCCGGUUUGCCGACGAACCCGUUGUGGCCUGCGAAUAAAGCGUCACUUCCAUUUGUCGUUCCGCAUAAAAGCAACUAAUGGCUAUAGAACAACGCGGAUGCUGCAACGUUAUUUGGACAAAAAUGGUUCUCAUCGUCACAUUGUGGAAGCAAAUUUUAUCUGCUUGUCGCGUAUAUGAAAAUUUACAUAUAUAUAUAUAUAUAUAUAUAUGUUGGUGUCUUUUUUGGAGAGAAAAAUAUCGAAUUGGACAACGUAACAGGCAGUAUUUACAAGACAAGUAUGGAAUAUUGCUACAUGUCUAGGAGUUGAGGUACGCUGAAUAAAUUGUGAACAUAACAAAAUCUAAGACGGUGACUGGAACAAAUGAAAUAAAAAAAAAAGACGUAUUUUAUGAGAAUAGCAAUUGAAGCAAGCCAAAAAACAGGAAGAAAUAAGGCUUCUUUUAGAAUAUGUUUAGUGCCUUAGUGGUUGGUCCUAGGGAAGGGGAACUCCUUCUUUAUUAACAACGUAUAUCUUGGGAACAACAUUAAAGCACCAGAGCAAAAAUAGUAAAAAAGGUGGCCGAAAAGGGUGUUAGGCAGAAGACGUCUGACGCCUUCGCAGGCUAAGUCCAGGCUGAGGUCCUCUAUUGCGGGACCGUCUAACUAGUCAGUUAUACAGUAUCGAUAACGACAAUAUGUAAGAUAAAAAAGGAUUUAUUUGCCGACAAAUGGAACACUAUGUACAUUACUGCAAUCAACAACACGUACGACAUCCAUGUAACACUACAGAGAAGGCCAUUUUGAAAAGUUCACACGUUCGUACACAGUAGCAAGCACAUUAAUUCACACAAAUCGAUUCAUCAACUAGUUACAUAGUCAUCCAAAGCUAGCGCGGCUAACUUCUCUUCUGUACAUGAUGUAAUGCAAUAUAAUAUUAUUAUGUAGAAUAAAUUCAGUCUUGUGAUACCUACUUAGUC
Messenger RNA from Varroa destructor (honeybee mite), 10612 nucleotides. RefSeq names its product LHFPL tetraspan subfamily member 6 protein. The record is from RefSeq and is a predicted model, not a curated record. NCBI's taxonomy places the organism in Eukaryota, Metazoa, Arthropoda, Arachnida, Mesostigmata, Varroidae. Gene Ontology annotation, cellular component: membrane.